Molecule: messenger RNA, 4462 nt
Organism: Clarias gariepinus (North African catfish)
Lineage: Eukaryota; Metazoa; Chordata; Actinopteri; Siluriformes; Clariidae
Gene: ptpn4a
Product: protein tyrosine phosphatase non-receptor type 4a
Exons: 27
Coding region: 539-3328 (929 amino acids)
Biological process (GO): protein dephosphorylation
Cellular component (GO): cytoplasm; cytoskeleton; cytoplasmic side of plasma membrane
Molecular function (GO): cytoskeletal protein binding; protein tyrosine phosphatase activity
Source: RefSeq, a predicted model, not a curated record
CUAGUGUGUCUGUGUGGACGCGUGGACGCGUACACAGGCGUGCGCGCGCGCCACAGCGCCAGGCAGAGAAGAAGCCUGCUGAUCACAUUCAGCGCUCGCGAAGAAGUCAGGAGCUAAGCGCACGCGCUGCUCUUCUCCCCACGGCGGUUGACUGUUGCCCGUUGCGGAUGGUGCGCUCGAGACCCUCGGCUGAUGGUGUUGCGUGUCGUGUGUUUGCGUGUUUUUUCCCCUUCCCCGCUGCGCCGUGAGUGGAUUAUACCCCAUUUUUUCCCCCGGAGCGGUGGAGGCCCCGCGGUGUGUGUAUGUGUGUGUAUACCGGCGCUGCCUUCGGGCCAGUAUAGCGAUGAGGAGGUUUCUUCCUCGGUCUGCGCCGCGGCUCGUUUGACGCUGGUAUUCCCAGUUUCCCUGGACACUGUGCUUUAUUUAUUUUAUUAUUUUUUCCGCGUGUGUGUGGUGUUUUUUCGUUUCCUAGAGAAACUGAAUUUCCUCAAAACUGGACACCUCUGGAACGGUGUAUGACGACUUUGGCUGGAGCGUAAUGAGCUCACGCUUCCGGUUGCCUGCUGGCAGAUCCUACAAUGUCCGGGCGUCGGAGCUGGCACGUGACAGGCAGCACACCGAAGUGCUCUGCAACAUCGUUCUGCUGGACAACACCGUCCAGCCUUUUAAGGUUAACAAGCACGAUCAAGGACAGGUCCUGCUGGACGCAGUUUUUAAGCACCUGGAGCUGACCGAGAGAGACUAUUUCGGGCUGCACCUGGCCGACGAAUCCUCCGACAGCCCGAAGUGGCUGGAUCCAAACAAACCCAUCAGGAAGCAAUUAAAAAGGGGAUCUCCACAUCAUCUGAACUUCCGGGUGAAGUUUUUUGUGAGUGACCCCAGCAAACUUCAGGAAGAGUACACACGGUACCAGUAUUUUUUGCAGAUCAAGCAGGACAUACUUAGUGGGAGACUGCCCUGUCCGCACAACACUGCCGCACUACUGGCCUCCUACGCUGUUCAGUCCGAACUGGGGGACUACAAAGAGGCGGAGAACCCACCCAGCUACCUUUCCGAGUUCUGCUUUAUUCCCAAUCAGCCGCAGGGCUUCGAGAAAGAAGUGGCCAAGCAUCACCAGCAGCACAGCGGACUAAGCCCGGCAGAGUCAGAGUUCAGUUAUUUAAACACAGCUCGCACGCUGGAGCUCUAUGGAGUGGAGCUGCACUAUGCAAGGGAUCAAAGCAACACUGACAUUUUCAUCGGAAUCAUGUCAUCUGGAAUCGGCAUUUUCAAGAACAGGGUACGAAUCAACUACUUUCCAUGGCUGAAAAUUGUGAAAAUCUCAUUUAAAUGCAAACAGUUUUUCAUCCAGCUGAGAAAAGAAGUGAACGAGACGCGAGAGACGUUACUGGGCUUCAACAUGGUGAGCUACAGAUCUUGCAAGAACCUCUGGAAGACGUGCGUGGAGCAUCACACCUUCUUUCGGCUGGACCAGCCCGUAUCUCCUCAAAAGAAUUUCUUCUCACAUUACUUCAGCUUGGGAUCAAAGUUCCGCUACUCCGGAAGGACCGAAGCGCAAUCUGUGCAGUACGGCAAGGAGAAGGGAGUCAAGGACAGGGUGUUUGCCAGAUCUCCCAGCAAGCCUCUGGCGAGGAAGCUGAUGGGUGUGACCGACUGGGAAGCAGUGAGUAGGAACUCUGUGUCUGAAGAGAGGCUGGAGACCAGGAGCCUACCCACCCGCUCUCCUCCUGGGACCCCUAACCAGAAUUCUCUGUUUGUACAAGAGGGGCCCCGGCAGCGGCCAUGUUCCAUGGGACACUUAGUGGACCAUGUGAUUCACGCUUCGCCAAGCCUUCCUGCUUUCACCAACCACAAAUCAGCCUCAUCCACGCAAGCCAACAGCAUCAGCCUUGAAUCCACAGCGUCUCCAGAAGGUGUAGAUGGGCCACCCCCAGCACUGCCACCCAAGCAGUCCAGGAAGAACCUGAGUCAGCUCAUCCUCUCCAACUCUCAGCAGCAUCUUGACAACCACGUCAAUGAGACUUAUGAUAUCCCAAUGGCAACAGACAAGACAACGCUCAAUGGAGUUGUUCCUCAUGAUAAUCUUGUUCUGAUCAAGAUGAAGCCUGAUGAAAAUGGCAGAUUUGGAUUUAAUGUUACGGGAGGAUCCGAUCAGAAGAUGCCAGUUAUUGUAUCUCGGGUUGCUCCUGGAACAUCGGCUGAUCUGUGUGUGCCCCGACUAAACGAGGGUGAUCAGGUCGUUCUGAUAAAUGGCCGGGAUAUUUCUGAGCACACUCAUGACCAGGUGGUCAUGUUCAUCAAGGCCAGCUGUGAAAGCCACUCAGGGGAACUCAUCCUGCUGGUCAGGCCCAACGCAAUCUAUGAUGUGGUGGAGGAUAAGCUGGAGAUGGAGCCUGAUUUCCAGUACAUCCCAGCCAAAUCACCUUCGGACCCGUCAGAGCUGGAUCAGAAUGCCUGGAGAGACUCCAUGCAGCAGCUAAAAGAAGGCAUGAACAGUGGAGCUCUGCUCGCUCAGUUUGACCAACUCUACCGUAAAAGGCCAGGAAUGACCAUGUCAUGUGCCAAGUUACCUCAGAACAUCUCCAAAAACCGCUACAGAGACAUCUCACCUUAUGAUGCUACACGUGUCAUACUGACAGGCACAGAUGACUAUAUCAAUGCGAAUUACAUCAAUAUGGAAAUUCCAGCUUCCUGUAUUAUCAAUCGCUAUAUUGCCUGCCAAGGGCCCUUACCCAAUACUUGCACUGACUUCUGGCAAAUGACCUGGGAGCAGGGCUCCUCCAUGGUGGUCAUGCUCACCACUCAGGUGGAGAGGGGCCGGGUGAAAUGUCAUCAGUACUGGCCCAACCCCUCAGGUAGCGCCACAUACGGUGGCUUCCAGGUUUCCUGUGAAACUGAGGAGGGAAACUCUGCGUUCUUGGUUCGAGACAUGACCCUCACUCACAUGGAGACAGAAGAAAGCAGGGAGCUGACCCAGAUCCAGUAUCUGGCCUGGCCUGAUCAUGGUGUGCCCGACGACUCGACUGACUUCCUGGACUUUGUUGCGUUGGUGCGAAGUAAAAGAGCGAGAAAAGACGAGCCCGUGGUCGUUCACUGCAGUGCUGGGAUUGGCCGGACGGGAGUGCUCAUCACCAUGGAGACAGCAAUAUGUCUAAUGGAGUGCAGUCAGCCUGUGUAUCCAUUGGACAUCGUAAGAACCAUGAGGGACCAGCGAGCCAUGAUGAUCCAGACCCCUAGCCAGUUCAAGUUUGUGUGUGAGGCCAUUUUCAAGGUGUAUGAGGAGAGCCUGUUCAUGCAGACGAGAUCCACGCCGUACAAGUCAGACUAACCUUAGCGUUCGCCAUCACGACACCAAGCUUCAAGCACGGAUCCCCAGAACCAGCACCACGGCGGGGCCUUGAAGAAGUGUGCUAAACCAAAUGCUGUAUUAUCAACCCAGUGGUCUCAGGUUGUGCAUUUUUAAAGUGCGAGCAUCUAAGCACCUCACGACAGAGGAAAAAUUUAAUGUGGACAGUUACGUUUUUUUUUUUUUCCCCAACUGUCACGUGGUGCUUUAACACUUUGUGGAAAGCGAGAGAGAAUUUGUCAUGCUCAAGGUCACUUUCAGCGUGAGAUCAUUUGGAUAAAGCACACAUUUUCAAAGCGCUGCGAAAAAAGUCCGAGGGGAUUCAUUGGAAGAAAACCGUUCUUGAGCCAGGAUCAUUAAAUAGGACAUUUAAAACCAAGCACUAUUGCACUUUAUGCUGGCAACUGAACAAUUCACCAAGCUUUGGGGAGGAAAUAAAAUAAUUGUAAAAAAAAAAAAAAUCAACAAAACUGAAUAUGGUACUCGUUGAGAAAUUGAGUCUUCAGGGUUACGAAAUGUUGAUGAACAAUUACAGAUUGCUGUGGUGCCAUAUGUAAGUACAAAAGGGCAGGCCCAUGAGUGUGUGUGUUGCUUUUAUUUGUUUUGUGUGUCUGUACGUGUGUGCUCGCUGAUAGAAAACAGAAGAUUCCCCUCAAUGUUUUAAUAAGGAUAUUUAUAUCAUAUUUUAGUUUGACUCUCCCACCUCGUCCAGUCAGCACAAACAUGAUUGAAUCCAUGUCCUUUUGAUGAGGACGACAGCUCGUUAUCUGUAUCCACACACACACACUCCCCCUGUCGUUCUUUUAACAUAGCUAAUGAGCGCUUUUUAUUUAUUAGCAUCCUUGAUUAUGCUGAAAUCCACACUUUGGCAGGAAACCUCGAGCACUUUGUUUUGUGUUACAAACCCGCAGCUUGUUAUUUUCUCUCCCCUCUUUAAUCCUAAGUGUUUCCUGUUUGCCAUUCUCGUCUUAAAUCGGAAAGUCUGUCCAGACAGGGGUCUCAUCAGUCAAAAGUUUUAAAAGCUUAACACAUGUCCUACUUAACAAGAGUAUACUAAGACUACUGUGUGUGUGUGUUUGUGUGUGAGUGAGUGAGUGAGUGAGUGAGUGAGUGAGU